This is a messenger RNA of Gossypium raimondii (Peruvian cotton), 677 nucleotides long. Its product is annotated as probable histone H2AXb. Gene Ontology annotation, molecular function: protein heterodimerization activity; structural constituent of chromatin; DNA binding. NCBI's taxonomy places the organism in Eukaryota, Viridiplantae, Streptophyta, Magnoliopsida, Malvales, Malvaceae. The record is from RefSeq and is a predicted model, not a curated record. Bases 97 to 519 code for a protein of 140 amino acids. The transcript is spliced from 2 exons. Gene Ontology annotation, cellular component: nucleosome.
CCUCCAUUGGUAAAAUUUUAAACCGACACUUUCGCCAUUCCCCAAUUUUCAUAAUUUACAACAAGAAGUUUUAGGGUUAGGGAUUAUUUUUGAAGGAUGAGUCCCACCGAAGGAUCAACGAAAGGCGGGAGAGGGAAGCCCAAGUCAACCAAGGCGGUAUCGAGAUCGCAUAAGGCUGGGCUUCAGUUUCCGGUGGGGAGGAUCGCUAGGUUCUUGAAAGCCGGAAAAUAUGCUGAGCGUGUUGGUGCCGGAGCUCCCGUCUAUCUCUCCGCCGUAUUAGAGUAUCUUGCUGCUGAGGUUUUAGAGCUUGCUGGAAACGCAGCGAGAGACAAUAAAAAGAAUCGAAUAGUUCCAAGGCACAUCCAACUAGCUGUACGGAACGAUGAAGAGCUAAGUAAGCUUUUGGGUUCAGUCACCAUUGCAAAUGGAGGUGUUUUGCCGAAUAUUCACCAGACUCUUCUUCCCAGUAAAGGGGGAAAAAAUAAGGGUGAUAUCGGAUCAGCUUCUCAGGAGUUUUAAACUCUCUCUCGCUCUUUUGCUUCCAUGAGUUUCUUUUAAACGGUUGUAUGAUAUGCAACGUUUAGUACUAAAUUUUUUUAUUUAUGGCUUUAGCCUUGAACUCUCCAUGUUAUCUUUUUGAUGGAAGCAGUAAUAUAUCAAAGCUUUUUAAUAUUAAA